GCUGGGUUGCCAGGUUUCCAUCGCAAUGUGCUUCGCAACAAAUUUUCAACUUUGCGCCAUCGAUCAAAUUUUCUGCUCCACUCAGUUGUUAUUUUCGAUUCCCCGGAGACGUGUGCAUAGGAACAGCCCCAAGCCCCAGAGAUGUCCUACCAGAACUGGCUGAACUACCUGCAGUCGGCGGAGAAGAACUCGAUGAUCAGCGGGCGCGCGCGCAAGGUGCUCUACAAAUUCCCGGACGGAAGGCAGAUGGCCGAGGAGUACAACAUGGACACGGGCAUCGUGCAGCGGCGGGCGUGGAAGUCCAAGAGCAACAAGAUCAUGGGCGAGUCGGACUGGGAAAUCGAGCUGGGCGAGGAGCCCCGUCAGCUGAACUGGUCGGGUAACAAGCCACCAGGAUCUGGAGAGGAAGCAGACUCCCUAGCCGGCGGAGACUUCACACUGCGGGAGAGCAACACCGCUCCACUGCUGACCAAGCGGAUCACCAAGAAGAACAUCGAGUGGCGCAUCCGCAACAUGCCCUACUCCCUGGACACCUACAAUGUAACCGCCGAUCCCGAGAAGCGGGCCAUAAUCGUGCGCACCUCGAACAAGAAGUACUACAAGGUCAUCCCGGUUCCGGAACUGGACCGCUGCGGGGUCAAGCCCGCGCAGGAGAGCCUCUCGGUGCACCACCAGUUCAACACGCUGAUUAUAACCUACCAGAAACCAGCGAUCCUCUGCGAGAUGGAGGCGCAGGUCUUGCUUCUACUCAAAAAUGUCGAGACCGAAACCGACAUGGAUGAUCUGCUGAAGGGUCUGAUGGCCAAAUAAACGACUUAGAUUGUAAUACACAAA
This is a messenger RNA of Drosophila santomea, 834 nucleotides long. Its product is annotated as protein DPCD. NCBI's taxonomy places the organism in Eukaryota, Metazoa, Arthropoda, Insecta, Diptera, Drosophilidae. The record is from RefSeq and is a predicted model, not a curated record. The transcript has a single exon. The coding region runs from base 142 to 810 and encodes 222 amino acids.